Molecule: messenger RNA, 1531 nt
Organism: Pimephales promelas (fathead minnow)
Lineage: Eukaryota; Metazoa; Chordata; Actinopteri; Cypriniformes; Leuciscidae
Gene: gas7a
Product: growth arrest specific 7a
Biological process (GO): neuron projection morphogenesis; clathrin-dependent endocytosis; clathrin coat assembly
Cellular component (GO): cytoplasm; clathrin-coated pit; clathrin-coated vesicle
Source: RefSeq, a predicted model, not a curated record
AGUGGGCCAUAUGGCCGGCCCAGUUCUGGAUCCUUUUACUCUGUUAGAGUUUGAUCUCAGGCCAGGAUUGGGAAGGUGUUGGGUUUUAAGCGGCGCUGGGGAGGGUUAGACGCUGGGAGAGUCUGGGGUGCGGAACAGUUAUCGACCGGGACUGGGCGAGCGGCGAGGAACCGAACCGGAGGGCCUGCAUGCGCUGACAUGUUCUGCAAGACGAGCCCAGGGUCCACGUCCCCGUCCAGGAGGCAGAAUAAGGAGAAGGAGAUCAGGGAGACCAAAAUCACGAUCAACUGCGUCACCUUCCCUGUGCCCAUGUCUACGCCGGAGCAGCAGCUUCUCAAGCCCAAUGAAUGGAGCUACUGCGACUAUUUCUGGGCCGAUAAGAGGGACCCUCAGGGGGCCACGGUGUCGGGGUUCGAGGUUCUGCUGCAGAAACAGCUGAAAGGAAAGCAGAUGCAGAAAGAGAUGGCUGAGUUCAUCAGAGAAAGGAUAAAAAUCGAAGAGGAAUAUGCCAAGAACCUUUCCAAACUCUCCAUGUUCCCAAUGGCAGCACAAGAGGAAGGGACUCUUGGAGAGGCUUGGGCUCAAGUCAAGAAGAGUCUAGCUGAUGAAGCCGAGGUCCAUCUCAAGUUCUCCUCAAAGCUCCAGAGUGAAGUCGAGAAGCCUUUCCUGACCUUCAGAGGGGACAACUUUAAAAAAGACAUGAAGAAAUACGACCACCACAUCGCUGACCUGAGGAAGCAGCUGGUCAGCCGUUAUGCUGCAGUGGAGAAGGCGCGGAAGGCUCUCGCAGACAGACAGAAGGAUCUUGAGGUGAAAACGCAGCAGCUUGAGAUCAAAUUGAGCAACAAAACAGAGGAGGAUAUUAAAAAAGCCCGACGGAAAUCCACACAAGCAGGUGAUGAUCUGAUGCGCUGUGUGGACCUUUACAACCAGGCUCAGUCAAAGUGGUUUGAGGAGAUGGUCACCACAAGCCUGGAGUUGGAGAGGCUGGAGGUGGAGCGAAUAGAGAUGAUCCAGCAGCAUCUGCGUCAGUACACCACGCUGCGGCAUGAGACCGACAUGUUCAACCAAAGUACACUGGAGCCGGUGGACCAGCUCCUGCAGAGUGUGGAUCCAGCCAAAGACAGAGAGCUCUGGGUUAAGGAACACAAGACAGGAGAUAUGAGACCUGUGGACAUGGACAUCUAGACCGACCACACACACACAAACACAUUAUCUAUGAAUCUACCUGCAUGCCUGUUUACCUGAGUACUUCAACCUCUCAGCCAAAGCCAUACAGGUAUCACCCCUUGAAGCACUGCUUGUUUUGUGGAUUUCCACUGAAAAUAUCAGAUAAUUACAAAAUCAAAGCUUUAUAGAGGAUUUUCUUAAUGUCAUGUGGAAUGAGUAUGAGGAAAGGACAGCAGACGCAUUAUGAUAUUGAGUGAGUAGCCAUCCAUAUAUUCCUGCAUGUCCUUUGAAUAACUUUAAGUUGCUACUAAAGACUUCCCAGUAGGUCUAUUACAUGAACAUAAAAAAAAAAUAGUCAGGG